GGUUAUGGGUCGCUUUGCAGGAGCGUGCCCACUCUUUUAACCCUUCACUACAAAAACCCAGGCCUCUCUCUCUCUCUCCCCCUCUCUCUAACCCAUUCUCAACCUUCGACCCAUUCUCCAUAACGCAACCACCAAUGCCGGAGCCACCUUGCGCGGCGGAGGCCGCCGCUAGCGACUCCCCGAUCCCGUCGCCGGCCUCCCCGUCUUCCUCCUCCGGCUCGUCCUACUUGUCGAACCCCGUGCCGUGCGCGAAAGCGAAAGCCGCGGAUCGGGGGAGCGAAAGCCAGCCGACCGCGGCGGCCAAGCGGGCUCGGGACGGCAGCAAGCACCCGGUGUACAGAGGGGUACGGAUGCGGAGCUGGGGAAAAUGGGUGUCCGAGAUCCGCGAGCCCCGCAAGAAGUCGCGCAUUUGGCUCGGCACCUUCCCCACCGCGGAGAUGGCGGCCCGCGCCCACGACGUGGCCGCGCUGAGCAUCAAGGGCGAGUCGGCCGUGCUGAACUUCCCCCGCCUCGCCGAGCUCCUGCCCCGGCCCGCGUCCCUCGCGCCCCGCGACAUCCAGGCCGCCGCGUCAAGGGCGGCCGCGAUGGAGGUCGGCGUGGCAACGCUGGUAUCACCGCCACCGCCACCAUCAUGCUCCCAGGCCGCGGAGCCCGAGGAGCUGAGUGAGAUCAUCGAACUGCCUAAUAUAGAAGGUGGGUUCGCGUUCGGCCUCGGGUCCGGGACGUCCGGGUCGCCUGGCGACAUGUUGCUGGCUGACACGGUGGACUACGGUUGGGUGGAGGAUCAGCCACGGUGGCUGAUCGAGAGCGAAGACGCCGACUUUGGUGCGGAGUUUCUUCAUCAGUUCUUGGCGGCCGAGACUGAGAGUAGUUACCCUCCUAAAUUUGAAGCGCUUGUGCAGGAUUAAUCAAGGGAUGAUUAUUUUUAGGUUUUUUAUUUUGUUUAUUUUUUCCUUUUAUAUUUCCUUUUUAAUUUUUUUAUUCCUUCGGAAAACAUAUAAGACUAUAAGUUUCUCUAUA
Rhodamnia argentea is the source of this 1020-nucleotide messenger RNA. Its product is annotated as dehydration-responsive element-binding protein 3. The record is from RefSeq and is a predicted model, not a curated record. Gene Ontology annotation, biological process: regulation of DNA-templated transcription. NCBI's taxonomy places the organism in Eukaryota, Viridiplantae, Streptophyta, Magnoliopsida, Myrtales, Myrtaceae. Gene Ontology annotation, molecular function: DNA binding; DNA-binding transcription factor activity. The coding region runs from base 135 to 908 and encodes 257 amino acids. The transcript has a single exon.